AUGGCCUCAAAUCCUGAAGUUCUCAUUGUGGGCGCCGGCCCAGGCGGCCUCAGCGCAGCUCUCACUCUUGCCCGUCUUGACCACAGUGUCAAGAUCUUCGACAACAACGAUGCUCGAAAUAAAGAGAUGCCUUCCAUGACCAUGAUGAUCACCAUGGACGGAGUCACGCCUGUAGAGUUCCGACAGAGAGCCUUGGACAAUUUGUUGUCGCGACACAAGAAGGUCUCUUUUGAAGAAGCCGACAUCAAAUACGCGAGGAAAUUGGACGACGGCGGUUUCGAGGUGGAGGAUGCGCAAGGCAGAAAGUGGCAGGGAAAGAAGCUCGUAUUGGCAACAGGUUGCCAGGACAUCUUCCCAGAUAUCAAGGGCUACGCAGAUUUCUGGGGAAAGGGGAUCUACCACUGCUACUUCUACAAAGGCUACACGCCUGAGAAAGCACCCUCGUCUGGCAUUCUCGCCGUGGACAUCAUGACCGAUGUGCUCAAAUCCAUGCACGCUGCACGCUACGCAACCCAAAUCUCCAACCUCGUAACCAUCUACACAAACGGGGACGCGGAGCUCGCAAAGAAAUUCGAAGAAGCCUUCAACGGACAACCCAUGUUCAAGACGGAUUCCCGCAAGAUUGCACGUUUCGUAAAGGAUUCAUCCGGCAGACCAGAGGUCGGCAUCGAGUUUGAAGAUGGUUCGACGGCCAGCGAGAGCUUCAUCGGACAUUACCCGCUGUGGAAGGCUAAAGGCAACUUUGCAGAGCAAUUGGGGCUGCAGACAACACCUACAGGCGAUAUUGUGGCUCAUGCGCCGUGGCUGCAGACGGAUGUGAGGGGCGUGUUUGCCUGCGGAGAUAAUUCACAAAUGAGGAAGAUUAUGCCUGAGGCACAGAAUGGAGGCAGCCUUGUGGGAGCCGGUGUAUCGAACCAGAUUAUUGCAGAUGCAUUCGGACAGCAGGGUCUGGUUUGA
Molecule: messenger RNA, 957 nt
Organism: Westerdykella ornata
Lineage: Eukaryota; Fungi; Ascomycota; Dothideomycetes; Pleosporales; Sporormiaceae
Product: FAD/NAD(P)-binding domain-containing protein
Exons: 2
Coding region: 1-957 (318 amino acids)
Molecular function (GO): oxidoreductase activity
Source: RefSeq, a predicted model, not a curated record